CAAUAGUGAGUGUUGCUGCAUUCCCAAAGGGGGAGUUGGCGGCGGAAGACCGUUUAAAAGCCAGUGAGCGUUGAGUGGCCUCUUUCGAGACGCAUCAAUCAACAUGAUCCCAAUUGUGUUGGCCUCACUUCUCAUUGCUGCUGCCCUCGGGUGCGGCACGCCGCCCGUGGAGCCUCGGACCUCCCGUGUGGUCAACGGCGAAGACGCUAGGCCUCACAGCUGGCCUUGGCAGAUUUCUCUUCAGUAUGAGAGGGAUGGAGAGUGGAGGCACACUUGUGGCGGAUCUCUGAUUGCUGACAACUGGGUCAUGACAGCCGCUCAUUGCAUCAACAACAAGCUGUCCUACAGGGUGUUUGUGGGCAAACACAACCUGGUGGAGGAAGAGGCCGGCUCCAAGGCCAUCCUGCCCGAGAAGAUCAUUGUGCACGAGAAAUGGAACCCCAUCUUUGUGGCUUUUGGAAACGACAUCGCCUUGAUCAAGCUGUCCGAGCCGGUGACUUUGAGCGACCAGGUUCAGCUGGCAUGCGUUCCCCCCGCUGACACCCUCUUGACCAACCUCUACCCCUGUUACAUCACUGGAUGGGGUAGACUGUACACCGGAGGCCCGAUUGCUGAUAAGCUGCAGCAGGCUUUGAUGCCGGUGGCUGACCACCCCACUUGCUCGCAGCCUGACUGGUGGGGCAUCGCUGUCAGGACCAGCAUGGUGUGUGCUGGUGGCGAUGGAAUCGUGGCUGGAUGCAAUGGAGACUCAGGCGGACCUCUGAACUGUAAGAACAUGGAGGGUACCUGGGAGGUCCACGGCAUUGCCAGUUUUGUCUCCGGCUUGGGAUGCAACUACGCGAAGAAGCCCACCGUCUUCACCCGCGUGUCCGCCUUCAACGACUGGAUUGAUCAGGUUAUGAUGAACAACUAAAGAGAAUGAAGUGUCAAUAAAUCCACACAAGUCUG
Molecule: messenger RNA, 948 nt
Organism: Syngnathus typhle (broad-nosed pipefish)
Lineage: Eukaryota; Metazoa; Chordata; Actinopteri; Syngnathiformes; Syngnathidae
Gene: ela3l
Product: elastase 3 like
Exons: 8
Coding region: 104-913 (269 amino acids)
Biological process (GO): proteolysis
Molecular function (GO): serine-type endopeptidase activity
Source: RefSeq, a predicted model, not a curated record